AGUUGGCAGGAAGAGCGAGAGAGCGGGGAGGUGUAUGAUGUCAACAGUGAAAUGAUCUUCACCGUCGGACGAACGCAAGGCCUUUUUAAAUCGUCGAGUCUUUGAUAUUAAUAGUAGUAGACGGGUGGGAUUAUAUCAGUAAUGAUCUGCUUUAUCUCAGAAGUGGCCGUUGUGUGGGGUCUGUCCUUUAAGGCGCAUUGCAGCUUUGCUCAAACACUCUAGUAUCCGCUGCAGCAUCCGGAGGAGUCCACUGCUUUCUACUGGCUGAUUGAACAGCGUUCAAAAGACAUGAAGAAUCUGGGCCAAAACUCUCCCUCUCUACGCAUCUGAGCCGGGUCUGUGUCAGAAGGACCAUGCUUUGCUCAGAACGUGGGGUGGUGGAGGAAUGGCUGUCAGAGUUCAAGACGUUACCUGAUGAGCAAAUCCCCAGCUAUGCCGACAGCCUGGGUCUGAAGAAAGCUCUGGUACCUUCUCUUUAUGCUGUUAUACAGGAGCUACCCAGCAGUGAGCUGCUGGCUCCGGUGUGUCAUCAGUUGUUUGAGUUAUACCGAAGCUCAGAGAUGAGUUUGCGUCAGUUUACUCUGCAGUUCCUGCCUGAACUCAUUUGGGUGUAUUUGCGUCAUUCAGCCAGCAGAGAGCGCUACCGCAACGGCUGCGUGGAAGCAUUGCUGCUGGGGAUCUAUAACUUGGAAAUUGUGGACAGCAAAGGAAACGGCAAGCUGUUGUCAUUCACCAUACCGUCCCUCUCCAAGCCUUCCAUAUACCAUGAGCCAUCAAGCCUGGGUUCAAUGGCGUUAACAGAAGGAGCCCUGAACCAACAUGACCUCAUCCGGGUGGUAUACAGCGGCCUGCUUUCUCAGAGGGAGACGUUUACAUCGCAAAACAGAUUUGAGGUGCUGUCUUUUUUAAUGCUCUGCUACAACUCGGCUGUGGUGUUUAUGCCUGCUUCGUCCCACCAAUCAGCUUGCAGAAUGAGCACACGGCUGUGUGUGAGCGGAUACCCACGGCAGCAGCAGAAGUCAUGGAAGGAUCCGUGUAACCGCGUGCGCUUGGAUCCGGAGUUUAUGGUGCAGAUGCUAACUGCGGUUUAUUAUGCCAUUUAUAAUGGCCAGUGGGACCUAGGGAGGGAAGCUUUGGAUGACAUCCUCUACCGAGCACAGUUAGACCUCCAUGCCCAGCCGUUACUGGUGGCAAAUGCAAUUAGUCGCUCACUUCCAUCCCGGCCUCCAGAGGGCUCACGAAACCUUCUGGAGGUGGAAGUUACACCUGCUGGAAGAUGCGUCUCACAAGCAGCUGUCACCGCCGCCUCCAUUCGUCGGCUUCGCUGGAAACGAGAGGAUUGUUUUGAUUUCUCAACCACGGCUGAAUUCUACGCCUCCAUCACCCCCAGUCGAUACACCCCAUCGGAGAAAUCGGCCAAUGUUGUGCCACAUGGGCGGAUAAAGUGUACCAUUCAUCUUACUUUGCAUGGGGAUACUGAUGGUGUGAGCUGUGGAGAGGACUCUUUUGACCCAGAUGAAGGUUUUUCCUCAGGGGCUUCCAGCAGCAGCCAGCCCAGCAGCGUUAAGCGCGACUGGGUCAUAACUGGAGUCCGGCCGUCCCGAGAUCCAGGAGCCAGGCAGAGAGAAAGCACGUCGGCCGACACCAGAGCCGCCCUCCGAAGGCUUCACCAACGGCACCAGUCGCCUCCGCCCGCCGUCAGCCUCCGCGCGGCAGAGAGCAGUCGCAGCCCGAGUCCCAGCGUUCCUAGAAGGUUCCUGGAUCCCCAUUACAUUCCUCCCUUUGCUGGUCCACCUCCUAAAACCAGCAACACGUCUUCUAGCAAAUCCCUUGACUGUACUGGACUGAAUGGUUCAUCAGGGCCUACAGAUAGCUUGUCUCUAGGAAGUCUCAGUGCAGAAAGGGCUCACUAUAUGUCAGCCAUCAGCUUGCAGGAGGACCGUCUUGAGCAAGCAGCAAAGAACCAAGAUCUCCUCUCCCCUGGGAGUCAGUUUUCAUCGGGAAGUCCUUUGUCUAAACAGUCUCGGUCACCCAGUUUUAAUAUGCAGAUUAUAUCACAGGUGUAGAAUAAUUUUGGAGGGCUGGGCUGUCUGUUUGUGUGUGUGUGAGUGAGAGACAAAGAGUAUAUGAGAAGCUGAGAAAAGGUUAAACGUGCAUGCGUACAAGCAUGUUGUCUUGCGGUGCGUCUGUGAGUGCGUGAGAAUGGAGUUGUGCGCACACCUGCGCUCAUGCAUUUUUAUCUCUACAUUAUGCAUUUGGGUUCGUUCAGGAGGAAAUACGUGUUUUUGCACAACACUAGCGGACAUGUUGAAAAGUGCACAUCCUAGAAGACUGUUGUAAAUGUGCCAUACAAACAUACAAGAGGAACAAUAAUGUGUUACUGUAUCAGAGCAAUUCAAAACAGACAAUCACUGUCAAUGCAUAGAAACAGGCCUGAUAGUGCAUGAUCCAAAGAGUUUUAUCCAGCCCAGCUGUAGGAUGUCUUGAAGAAAAUCUCUCUUCCAUUUCACUGUUUCAGUUGUGUUGAUUGAGCCUGCUUAUUGUUGCCUGUGCUCCACCCAUCCACCAUAGAUAAUAAAUUGUGUGGACUGCCUCAAUGAAACGCUACAUUGUGAAAUGAUAAAACCACGGUAUAUGUUGUACUUUGAAACAAGUUUAUAUUUUAAAUGGUGUAUAUUUGUGUAUAUGAUUAUUGUACUAUAGAAAGAAUAUAUGCUAACAAAAUCUAUAUUGCGUGUACAGAUAGGACGCUAUCUACUGAAUGGUAAAUAAAUGUGCUGUUCAUGGGA
Messenger RNA from Paramisgurnus dabryanus, 2789 nucleotides. Its product is annotated as hyccin 2. Gene Ontology annotation, biological process: protein localization to plasma membrane; phosphatidylinositol phosphate biosynthetic process. Lineage: Eukaryota; Metazoa; Chordata; Actinopteri; Cypriniformes; Cobitidae. Gene Ontology annotation, cellular component: plasma membrane. The record is from RefSeq and is a predicted model, not a curated record.